Camellia sinensis is the source of this 1765-nucleotide messenger RNA. Its product is annotated as UDP-Glycosyltransferase superfamily protein. NCBI's taxonomy places the organism in Eukaryota, Viridiplantae, Streptophyta, Magnoliopsida, Ericales, Theaceae. Gene Ontology annotation, molecular function: glycosyltransferase activity. The record is from RefSeq and is a predicted model, not a curated record.
GCUUAAGUGCGUGUUUACCUCCCCACCCCCACAAAGCCUCCACACUUUCCUCACUUUCCAACUUUGAAAACUUUACACAAUUCAUAGACUUACCCAACACAACACAUGAUAACAAUCAAAACCAAGAAAAAACAACACAAACACAACACAUCUCAUCUAUGAUAUCUACCCUCUUUCUGUGAUCACAACCACCAAAAAUGGCCUUGAGCAACACCACCAAGCCCAAGAAACCUAUCAUCUCCAUCCAAUCCAGCCUAGCCACCACUCUCUUCUUCAUUGUCCUCUUCACCAUCCCAGCCCUCCUCCUCCUCCACACCCCCACCACCUCCAACUGCACCACCCUCUCCACUCAAUCCAAGGCUUGGUCCGGCGAUCUACGCACAGCCGAAUUCGCCUGGAACCACCUUGUAUUUGCCGAUGCCACCCCUCCGCCGGUCAAACUAAAAAUCGCAGUUUUUUCCCGAAAAUGGCCUAUUGGCUCCACCCCAGGCGGCAUGGAGCGUCACGCGCAUACCCUCCACACCACCCUAGCCCACCGUGGCCACCAGGUCCAUGUCUUCACAUCGCCAGUAAAUGACAUCAGCCUGACUAAAUUGGAUAAUCCUACGGUCGAGGAUGGUCCAAUUUUGUCUCCCAUCAUUCACUGCCACGAGGGCAGUGAACCAGGGAGGUGGCGUUACAACAAGGCCUGGGAGCAGUUCGAGGAAGAGAACCACCGCCAACCGUUCGACGUGGUUCACUCAGAAAGCGUGGCACUUCCUCACUGGCUAGCCCGCAACCUCCCCAACCUCGCUGUCUCGUGGCACGGCAUAGCCCUGGAGAGCGUCCAUUCCUCGAUUUACCAAGACCUGGCUCGCCGGCCCGAGGAGCCAAUUUCGCCCGAAUUCAACAAGAGCCUACAUGGGGUGAUCCCAAAAGUACUCAAUGAAAUCAAAUUCUUCAAAAACUACCAACACCAUGUUGCUAUAAGUGACAGUUGUGGUGAAAUGUUAAGAGAUGUGUAUCAAAUCCCAAGCAAAAGAGUUCAUGUGAUCAUCAAUGGAGUCAAUGAAGAAGACUUUCAAGAAGAUUCAAGAUUAGGUUUUGAAUUUAGAUCAACCAUAGGGGUCCCACAAAAUGCAAGCUUAGUUCUUGGUGUAGCAGGAAGACUAGUGAAAGACAAAGGCCACCCACUCCUCCAUGAAGCCUUUUCCAAGCUCAAAAACCGCCACCCCGACGUCUACCUGGUGGUCGCCGGAGCGGGACCAUGGGGGCAGCGAUACGAGGAUUUGGGUUCCCAAGUCAUAGUCUUGGGGUCUAUGAAACCAUCUGAAUUGAAAUUUUUUUACAAUGCUAUUGAUAUCUUUGUGAACCCAACUUUGAGGCCUCAGGGACUUGAUUUAACUCUCAUGGAGGCCAUGAUGAGUGGGAAACCGGUGAUGGCUUCGAGGUUUCCGAGCAUAAAAGGGACUAUUGUGGUUGAUGAUGAGUUUGGUUUUAUGUUUGCUCCGAAUGUGGAGUCGUUGGUCGCGGUGUUGGAGGCGGUGGUGGCAGAAGGGGCGGAGAGUCUGAGCAGGAGGGGGAAGGCUUGCCGGAGUUAUGCAGCUUCCAUGUUCACUGCACGUAAAAUGGCUUCGGCUUAUGAGAGGUUGUUUCUUUGUAUCAAGAAUGAAACAUUUUGUUCCUACCCUAGGUUUUAAGGUUUUGUUUCUUAAUGGUUUUUGUAAUUUUUGAAUGCCUUUGUUAUUCAAUGAAAAAUUCUAACCAUACAAUUUUUUUUUUCUUU